AUGCUUAGAAUCCUAGCAUUAAUUUUAUGUUUAUCGCCAUUUACUAUUGCGCGACCAAAUUAUCAAGAAACACAAGAAACAUCAAUCGAAGAUCGGAAUGUAAUACAUGUGCCAGAUAACUGUCCUGACGGUCAAGUUCUUGUCAAUGGCGUCUGUCGCGAUAUAUGGAGGCGUUCUGAAACUAAUUUGGAUCAGCCUCGAAGCGUAAUCCAAGUUCCAGAUAACUGCAAGCCCGGCCAAGUUCUAGUUAAUGGAGUAUGUCGUGAUAUAUGGAGAUCAGCAUUCAUAUCUACUUUAGAUGAACCUCGAAGCGUAAUCCAAGUUCCAGAUAACUGCAAGCCUGGACAAGUUCUAGUUAACGGAGUAUGUCGUGAUAUAUGGAGAUCUGCAUUCAAAUCUACUUUAGAUGAACCUCGAAGCGUAAUCCAAGUUCCAGAUAACUGUAAGCCCGGCCAAGUUCUAGUUAAUGGAGUAUGCCGUGAUAUAUGGAGAUCAGCAUUCAUAUCGUAA
This is a messenger RNA of Zerene cesonia (dogface butterfly), 510 nucleotides long. RefSeq lists its product as uncharacterized. The transcript has 5 exons. The coding region runs from base 1 to 510 and encodes 169 amino acids. The record is from RefSeq and is a predicted model, not a curated record. NCBI's taxonomy places the organism in Eukaryota, Metazoa, Arthropoda, Insecta, Lepidoptera, Pieridae.